AUGGAUGAUAGGUUGCAGAAUGCUGCCAUGGAAGGAAAUGUGGAUGCAUUAUAUUCAGUACUUGCAGAGGAUCCUUACGUUUUAGAGAGUAUUGAUCUAAAGGAGAAGUACCAGGAACUUGUAACAUGGUUGAUAAAACAUGACAGUGAGCUUGUCCGUGUUAAAGAAAAGGGGAUGGUUACUCCUCUGCACCAUGCAGCUCAACUAGACGAUGAAUCCAGUGUGGCUGACUUUUUGUAUGUUUGUCCAUUAUCAAUCGAAGAGUUGACUGUUGAAUCUGAAACUGUUGUACAUGGGGCUGUAAAAAAGGGGAGUUUGAAAGCCUUUAAAGUCUUGUUAGGAUGGCUUCGACGCUUCAACAAAGAGGAGAUCCUGAAGUGGAAGGACGAGGAAGGAAACAAUCCAUUGCAUACUGCAGUGUCUGCAGAUCAACCUGAGAUGGUGAAGCUGUUGAUUGGAUAUCUGAAAGUGAAUAUAAACAACAGUAAAGGUUUGACAGCUUUGGACAUCUUCUACUUUCGCCGAUGUCAAGGUUUGGUAGAUGCAGCAGUUGGGGACAUUCUACUUGCUGCUAAUGCUAAAACUGCUUGUCAACUCCAUCGUCCGUCUUUAAGAGAUGCAAAAAGAACUUUAUUAGUCGAGUACUUUUCUGGUGGCUUAAUGUUUUCAGAAAAAAUUCUGAAAAGAUUCUCGCUGGGUUACCGAAGAGUUGAUGAAGUUCCUCUUGAAGUCCGGAAUGUACUACUUGUGGUGGCUAUAUUGAUAGCCACAGCCACCUAUCAAGCAGCACUAACCCCCCCUUCAGAUUCUCGCUGGGUUACCGAAGAGUUGAUGAAGUUCCUCUUGAAGUCCGGAAUGUACUACUUGUGGUGGCUAUAUUGA
Molecule: messenger RNA, 882 nt
Organism: Mangifera indica (mango)
Lineage: Eukaryota; Viridiplantae; Streptophyta; Magnoliopsida; Sapindales; Anacardiaceae
Product: ankyrin repeat-containing protein BDA1-like
Exons: 3
Coding region: 1-882 (293 amino acids)
Molecular function (GO): protein binding
Source: RefSeq, a predicted model, not a curated record